Messenger RNA from Stegodyphus dumicola, 961 nucleotides. RefSeq names its product Protein O-mannosyltransferase rt (gene rt). NCBI's taxonomy places the organism in Eukaryota, Metazoa, Arthropoda, Arachnida, Araneae, Eresidae. Gene Ontology annotation, cellular component: membrane; endoplasmic reticulum. Gene Ontology annotation, molecular function: dolichyl-phosphate-mannose-protein mannosyltransferase activity. The record is from RefSeq and is a predicted model, not a curated record. Gene Ontology annotation, biological process: protein O-linked glycosylation via mannose.
UUUACAUUUGUGAUUUUGACGCGUAAAAUUUUUAAUCCUUUUAAAUUUCAAAAUAUGAUUAAAGCUCUGAUUGCCGAUUAUAUGUUAUGAUGGUUAAUAAAGUUAGACAGAGGAAGAAGGGCGAUGAAUCUGUUAAAGACGAUGAUAGAUUUAGCGAACAAACUGUUAAUGAAACACAUUCAAAUGAAAUUCUGGGCGACGUGUCGCGAAAUGCGACUGGUCGUAAUGUUGAAAACUUAAUCAGUCAAAUUUCAGAUCUUCCAGAUGUUAGUAAUAGCGAUUUUAAAGACAAUAAUAGGCGCCUACUCAAUAAAAAGAAACAGACUUAUUGCACUCAGUCAAAUAAUCAUUCUUCAGAUACUCCAGAUCAGCUACAGAAUGUUAUCUUUAAUAAAGAUAUCAAACCUGUGACUUUUAGCAUUGAAAUUGAUAUAGCUGCUGUGAUUAUGCUCAUUGUUGCCAUCUGGACACGUAUGCAACAUCUUGGAGAGCCAAGAGGUAUCGUGUUUGAUGAACUCCAUUAUGGAAAGUUUGCAAGCAUGUACAUGAAACAAACUUUCUUCUUUGAUUCACAUCCACCCCUAGGAAAACAGCUUGUUGCUUUAGCUGGUUAUAUCACUGGGUUUGACGGAAAUGCUCAGUUUGAAAGAAUAGGUGGAGAGUAUUCAGCCAAUAUACCUCUUCGAGCCCUACGGGCUGUGCCAGCCUUUUUUGGGAGUAUUUUAAUUCCAACCGUAUAUUACUUAAUGAUUGAACUAGGUUUUACUCAUAAAACUGCUAUUUUGGCUGGUGUUCUCAUGUUUUUUGAAAAUGCAUAUUUAACUCAAUCUCGAUUCAUCUUGAUGGAAAGCAUCCUAAUAUGGUUUUCUGCAUUUGGAAUACUAGCAUAUUUAAAAUUUCGAAAAAUUCGAUGAUUUGUCUUUCUUAAACUAAGUAUAUUCCCCUCAUCUGUUUGUAAUGA